AUGGCGAAGAAGGGCGAGAGGGCGGAGCAAGUGGCGGCGGUGCGCGCGGUGCUCGGCGAGGAGACGCCGGAGAUGGACAUCAUCCGCGCGCUCCACAUGGCCGGCGACGACCCCACCAAGACCAUCAACAUCCUCCUCGACCUCCACCACAACCUGCCGCCGUCGCCGUCGCCGUCGCCGUCGCCCCCGCCCCAGCCCCCGCCGGUCCAACCCACCAAACCCUCCAGCAAAUCGAUCCCGCAGCCCAAAACCCCCGCGCAACCGAAGCCGGCGGCGGCGGCGGCGGCGGCCGGGAAACCUAGGCCCAAGUCCAACCCCGCGCCCACCGGCGGCGGCGAGCACUGGUGGCUGGUGGGGAGCGCCGAGAUGGCCGGCCUGUCCACCUGCAAGGGCAGGCGCAUCGCCGCCGGGGAACCGGUCACCUUCUCGUUCCCCAACUCCGCGACCGCGGCCGCCUCGGGCAAGGGCCGUCCUGGUCGCUUUGCCCUCGCUUCCUGCACCUCGGAGAUCAUGCGCUUCUCAACCCCGACCCACGGGGAGGUCGGCCGCAUCCCCAACGAGUGGGCGCGGUGUCUGCUGCCCCUUCUCAAGGAGGGGAAGGUCAAAGUCGAGGCCCUGUGCAAAUCCGCUCCUGAGGUUCUUAGCAUCAUGGACACCGUUCUCUUGUCUGCUAGUAUAUACAUCAACAGCUCCAUGUUCCGUGACCAAAAGCAGUCACCGCCCAAGGCAACGCGUGCUGCUACGGAGGACUCCACAUUCCAUCCACUCCCCGCACUUUUCAAAGUCAUCGGGAUUACCCCUUUUAUGAAGGCAGCAUUUACUCCAGAAGAUCUCUAUUCCAGAAAGCGACCAAUUGAAAGAAAGAGCAGUAACGGAGAGCCAGUCGCAAAGUUGACAUCUGAGAAAUUGAAAUUAUCUUCUAGCGGAAAUGAAGAUGAUCAUGCUGAAGGAACUGUUUCAGAUUCGGAUUUGGAUGAUAUAAUUGGAAUCUCAGACAGUUCUGCAUUGGAGGAGAGGGAUCCACCUGAGGCUCUGCAGUGUGAUCUGCGCCCUUAUCAGAAGCAGGCCCUUCAUUGGAUGCUGCAGCUUGAGAAAGGCAGUUGCUCCCAGGAUGCAGCUACAACCCUUCACCCUUGUUGGGAGGCAUAUAAGCUUGAUGACAAGAGGGAAUUUGUUCUGUACUUGAAUGUAUUUUCCGGGGAUGCCACCACUGAAUUUCCUAGUACAUUACAGCUUUCUAGAGGAGGGAUUCUGGCAGAUGCAAUGGGACUAGGGAAGACUAUCAUGACGAUAAGUCUUCUUCUUUCUGAUUCUAGCAAAGGGCGCGUCACAACUCAGCAUAGUACUCAGAUCUCUGGAGAAGCUAGUGGGCUGGGUGAAACUCCUAUUCAGUCCCUUGAUUCCGUGAAGAAUCUAGCUAGCCCUUUUUCUUUUAGCAAGCUCAGGAAACCUAAGGCCCCACUGAUUGGAGGUGGAAAUCUAGUUAUCUGCCCGAUGACACUACUGAGUCAGUGGAAGGCAGAGAUUGAAGCUCAUACAAAACCGGAUUCUUUGAAUAUAUAUGUUCAUUAUGGCCAAAGCAGACCAAAGGAAGCAAGCUUUAUUGGUCAGAAUGAUAUUGUCCUGACCACCUAUGGAGUCGUGGCAUCAGAAUUUUCAACCGAGAGUUCUACAGAAAAUGGUGGCCUCUACUCUGUUCACUGGUUUAGAAUUGUGCUUGAUGAGGCGCACAUGAUAAAGUCAUCUAAAAGUUUAAUAUCCCAAGCUGCUGCUGCUCUUACUGCUGAUCGGCGCUGGUGUCUUACUGGUACACCAAUUCAGAACAACUUGGAGGAUCUAUACAGCCUUUUUAGGUUUCUGAAGGUUGAACCAUGGAGAAACUGGGCCCUGUGGAAUAAACUUGUACAAAAACCAUUUGAAGAAGGUGACGAAAGAGGCUUAAAGCUAGUGCAGACCAUUUUAAAGCCAGUAAUGUUGAGGAGAACUAAACAUAGCACAGACAAGGAGGGCAGACCAAUCCUUACUCUACCCCCGGCGAAUAUUGAAGUGAAAUAUUGUGAUCUAUCAGAGUCUGAGAAGGACUUCUAUGAAGCUCUGUUUCGACGAUCUAAGGUGAAAUUUGAUCAGUUUGUGGAGCAAGGGAAGGUCCUGCACAAUUAUGCUUCAAUUCUGGAGUUGCUUUUGCGCCUUAGGCAAUGUUGUGACCAUCCAUUUCUUGUUAUGAGUCGUGGAGAUACACAGGAGUUUGCAGACCUCAAUAAGCUUGCAAAGCGUUUCCUGCAUGGUGGUAAUAGUAAUGUUAAUGGGGAUUCUUCUUCCCUUCCCUCUAAGGCUUACAUUGAAGAGGUUGUCCAAGAACUGCAGAAAGGUGAGGGGGAAUGCCCUAUUUGCCUGGAAGCCUUUGAGGAUGCUGUAUUAACUCCCUGUGCUCAUCGAUUAUGCCGAGAGUGUAUUUUAUCUAGUUGGCAGAGUCCAGCAGCAGGUCUUUGUCCUGUUUGUAGAAAGUCGAUGACCAAGCAAGAUCUUAUUACUGCUCCAACUAACAGUCGCUUCCAAGUUGAUGUUGAGAAGAACUGGGUUGAAUCUUCGAAGAUAUCUUUUCUUCUACAGGAAUUAGAAUCUCUUCGCAGUUCAGGCGCCAAGAGUAUCGUGUUUAGUCAGUGGACUGCAUUUCUAGAUCUCCUGGAAAUUCCACUUUCCAGGCAUGGCAUUUCAUUUACCAGACUGGAUGGGACCUUAAAUCUUCAGCAGAGAGAGAAAGUAAUCCGUGAGUUUUCUGAGGACAAACGAAUUCUGGUUUUACUUAUGUCUCUGAAGGCUGGUGGUGUUGGAAUAAACCUCACAGCUGCCUCUAACGCGUUUGUCAUGGACCCUUGGUGGAAUCCUGCUGUUGAAGAACAAGCUGUCAUGCGCAUCCAUCGAAUUGGUCAAAUGAAGAGUGUUUCUAUCAAAAGAUUCAUUGUCAAGGGUACUGUUGAGGAAAGAAUGGAAGCUGUGCAGGCUCGUAAGCAGCGAAUGAUUUCCGGAGCGUUGACGGACCAGGAAUUCCGCACAGCACGUCUAGAAGAACUGAAGAUGCUCUUCUCUUGA
Molecule: messenger RNA, 3090 nt
Organism: Triticum turgidum subsp. durum (durum wheat)
Lineage: Eukaryota; Viridiplantae; Streptophyta; Magnoliopsida; Poales; Poaceae
Source: the annotation of a GenBank genome assembly